This is a messenger RNA of Heterobilharzia americana, 1042 nucleotides long. The record is from the annotation of a GenBank genome assembly. NCBI's taxonomy places the organism in Eukaryota, Metazoa, Platyhelminthes, Trematoda, Strigeidida, Schistosomatidae.
AUGGUUUUUCGAAUUGAAGUAAAUCUUGGUAAUCGAUUUCUUUUAUUGAAAACAAUGAAACGUAGAUUUGGAAAUAUUCAAACAUCAAAUUUAUUCAGUGUAAAUACACCAAAACAUAUCAAACAUUGUCAACAAUUCUGUACAUUUUGCAGUCCAGAACGAUAUACAAUUAUGAUACAUAAUGAAAAUGUUAAUCAAAUUCACUAUACAAUGUGCCCAUAUGAUGAAUUACUAAUUAUGGCGAAGUUGAUUUGUACAAAUUUGGUUCAUGAUCCUGUAAACAACAACAACAGCAACAACUGUCUUACCAUUCUAGUUUUAUCGAUAACAUGUGGCAAACUUUCAAAUUAUACAAAAUACAAUCCUUUUAACAUAAUUCAAAAUACUAAUCUAAAUAAUAAUACUAGUGAUCAAAAGUAUUCAACAACACAGGCGGGUUCAUUGAAUCCACUUAAUACUAUCAUAUCUAUAAAUAUUCAGACAAUCAGUAGAUCAAUUAAACGAUCAAAACAUCAAAAAAGUGAUUAUAAACAAUCGAGAACAAGAUCAAAAUGGGGAGUUGUCAAUAUGUCAAUCAAUAAAAAUAUACAUUCAGAUAUUCGUAUUGAUUCAUUUUACCCUGAAAGGAUAUUAGAUACUAAUGAAAACACUUUACAAGUAGAUCAAGUAUUACCUAAGAGUCAAUCAAAAUGUCAACAGAAAAAACACUAUAAAGCACAGGUGAAACUGACAGAAAAUGAUACAGAUCAUGAGGUAAUGCAAUACAUAAGUCAAAAAUUAAUUAAAUCAAUUAUUUACAAUUUUAGAAAAGUGGAAUACUAUCAGUCAACUCACGUCCACCAGAACCUGUUGGAUGUCAGCUGUUACAAAUGACUUCAGCACCUGUUUCAGUUCCAAAAUUACUAUGACUAUCAAGUGCACAAGGAAAUACAGAAGACAAUGAAGACAGAAAUAUUUUUCAUUGUUUUCCGAUUAAAAUGUAUAGUUCAGUAACAUUUUAUAUCACAAGACAAUCAGAUGCACAAUAUAAUAUAUAUUUUCA